CUUUAUUUCUUCUGUCAUGGAAUAAUCAAUAUAUAUCUUCUAGGGUUACUCAUAAAAGUUAACUUUGCCUUCUUCCAAAUAAUUGAUCCAUCCUAAUAUUUUCUUCUUCCGCACCUAUGUUUCGAAUCAUGUCCUACUUGACCUUCGCUAUGUUUUAUAAAUUUCGUUUUAGAAUUCUUUUUAAUUAUGAUCAAUGGUUGACUAAUCAGAACAAGUAUUUGUUCAGUACAACCAAAUCAGUUGAUACCAGAGGAGAUGAUGAUAACGAAUACGAUGGAAUAGAUGAGAAUGACAGGAAUGACGACUUUGAAAGAUGGGAAGAUUUAUCAUCAAAAGAUGAAGGGGACCAUGAUGACAACCUCAACAACAAUAAGAGUAACUUGAAGAAGGAUUCAGGAGGCGGUGCAGGUGGCACGAAAGAGAAUGUAGAAGAUGAAGAUGAUCAAGAAAGCGAUGAAGAAGACAAAAACAAUAAGAAUAAGGGUGAGGGUGAUGACGACAACGACGACGAUAACGACGACGACGACGACGAAAAUGAGGAGAAUGAGGAUGAUAAUGGUGAUAAUAGUGAAGAAGAGGAGAAUGUUGAGGAAAUAGAGAAGGAAAAAGAAAAAGAUGAUGAUGAUGAUGAUGAUGAUGAAGAUGAAGACAAAGAUGAGGAGGAAGCAAUUCAGCCCCCGAAAAAGAGAAAGAAAUGAACUCAGUAAUAAAUUGCUAAACUUCACCUCCCUUAAAUACUAUUUCAUGUAUGAUCCUAUGCCUUGUUAAAUUCCUCAUGCAUAAUUAGAACUUGACAAAAACAAAAAAGAGAGGCAAUUAUUAUGAUCAAAAUAGUUAAAU
Molecule: messenger RNA, 840 nt
Organism: Carica papaya (papaya)
Lineage: Eukaryota; Viridiplantae; Streptophyta; Magnoliopsida; Brassicales; Caricaceae
Source: RefSeq, a predicted model, not a curated record